AACGGCAGCUCACUGAAGCUGAACGACCAAACGAAGCUACGCUUAGUGAUAGCUGGUGAUAGCUGUCAAAUACCUGUGAGGAAACAUAGAUAGUUAUUGUAAUAUAUUAAGGAUAAAUGCGUUAGAGAUAUUUUUUCACCGUCAAACGAUCGUCACUCGGUCAAUCGCCAUUCAGCGAAUUCCGUAAUAACCAUGUUGUCGGCAGCGGCUAAUACCAUGUCCAACAACGGGGGUUCGUACAGCAAUGACAGGCCAUCAAGCGCUGGUGAACCAGAAUUGGCGACCGACGCUGCUUCUGGAGGAUUUUUCCACUCCGAUUACAAAAAACAUGAAGACCUCAAGCAGAUGCUCGACAGCAACAAAGACGGCCUCAAACUGGAGGCCAUGAAACGAAUUAUCGGGAUGGUGGCGAAAGGGAGAGAUGCAUCGGAGCUUUUUCCGGCAGUGGUUAAGAAUGUUGUAUCAAAGAACAUUGAAGUAAAGAAAUUGGUGUAUGUAUAUUUGGUGCGUUAUGCGGAGGACCAACAAGACCUGGCCUUGCUAUCGAUAUCUACAUUUCAACGAGCGUUGAAGGAUCCGAAUCAACUGAUAAGAGCCAGUGCCCUGAGAGUUUUGUCGAGUAUCAGGGUAUCCAUGAUUGUGCCUAUUGUCAUGCUGGCCAUCAAAGACUCUGCAAGCGACAUGUCUCCCUAUGUUAGAAAGACGGCUGCUCAUGCUAUUCCAAAACUCUAUUCGUUGGAUCCCGAGCAAAAGGAAGAACUUAUUGCUGUUUUAGAAAAAUUAUUAUCAGAUAAAACUACUCUAGUCGUUGGAUCUGCUGUUAUGGCCUUCGAGGAAGUCUGUCCAGAAAGAAUUGAUCUGAUCCAUAAGAAUUAUAGAAAACUUUGCAACUUAUUGGUGGACGUUGACGAAUGGGGACAGGUCGUCAUAGUCAAUAUGCUGACUAGAUAUGCUAGAACACAAUUCACCAAUCCCAAUGCAGAUGAUGCAGAGGAGGACGAAAAUCGUCCCUUUUACGAUUCCGAUUCAGACUCAUCGAACUCAAAGAAGCCUAAAUUUUCUCUAGAUCCAGACCACCGUUUGCUAUUAAGGAAUACUAAACCACUCUUGCAGAGUAGGAACGCAUCAGUAGUGAUGGCUGUUGCACAGCUAUACCACCAUGCAGCACCUCGUAGCGAAGUGAUGAUAGCUGCAAAGGCGUUGAUCAGGUUAUUGAGAGGUCACAGGGAAGUUCAAAGUAUCGUCCUUCACUGCAUAGCCAGCAUAUCCAUAUCCAGAAAGGGUAUGUUCGAGCCUUUCCUGAAAUCGUUUUUUGUCAGAACAUCAGAUGCGACGCACAUCAAGCUACUGAAACUUGACAUUCUUACAAAUUUAGCAACUGAAACCAGCAUCGGUGUUAUACUAAGAGAAUUUCAGACUUACAUUUCUAGCAGUGACAAGGAAUUCGUUGGCGCUAGCAUACAGGCCAUUGGCAGGUGCGCCAGUAACAUCAAGGAAGUUACUGAUACGUGUCUGAAUGGGUUAGUUUCUUUGCUGAGCAACAGAGACGAGGCUGUCGUAGCUGAAAGUGUGGUGGUGAUCAAGAAGCUGUUGCAAACGCAGCCAAACGAGCACAAAGAUAUAAUAGCGCAUAUGGCGAAACUGAUGGAUUUUAUAACGGUCCCUCAAGCUAGAGCUUCGAUUCUAUGGCUUUUGGGAGAGUACUCAGACAGAGUUCCGAAAAUAGCUCCAGAUGUGCUGAGAAAAAUGGCCAAGAGUUUCAUAAACGAGCAGGACAUUGUAAAGCUCCAAACGCUGAAUCUUGCGGUGAAAUUAUAUCUAUCAAAUCCAAACCAGACCAAGCUUCUCUGUCAGUACGUCUUCCAACUGGCUAGGUAUGACCAAAAUUAUGACAUUAGGGACAGGGCCAGAUUCCUCAGGCAUUUCAUAUUCAAUCAGGAUGGCGGAAACGCCGAAACCAAGCUAUCGCAGUUUGCCAAGAAGAUAUUUUUGGCACCCAAACCAGCCCCGAUGCUGGAGUCUAGAUUUAAGGACACCCAGUUCCAGUUGGGCACGCUCUCUCAUUAUCUAGACACUCCUUGUGUUGGGCAUCACAUUUUGCCACAGUUUCCUGAGGUUGCACCAGACCCUUCUGUCAGAGAUGUCGCUGAGCCAGUAAGCGCCCACGAAAUAAAAGAUGAAAGACAUAGCAGGAAGGAAAAGAGAGAUAAGAAGGCGACAAAGGAAAAGGAGAAGAGCUUUUAUAGCGAGGAUGAGAGCAGUCCUGCGGAAGUUUCAGAGUCUGAGAGUGAAGAUGAGUCUACCAAUUCUUCGGAAAGUUCGUCUGAGGAUAGGGAGUCCUCGGAGUAUUCUUCCGAUUCUGAUAAGUACUCCGAAGUGGACGAAAAGAAGAAAAAAAAUGUGAUUAAGAAGUUGAAUAACAGUGACAGCGGAUCCAGUUCUCAGGAUAGUGAUAGCGAGAAUGAAUCUGAUAGCGAGGAAUCCGAGGAGGAAGAAAAGAUUAAGCCAGUUAAAAGAGAGACUAAAGAAGAUGCAAAGGAAAAGCCGAAAAGCAAUCUCGAUCUGCUUUUGGAUUUGGAUGACGUGAUUCCAAUAACUCCAAUAAUGACACCAAGUCUUGGUGGUUUCUUGACUCCAAUGAACCCGCUGCAGCUUAACGGAGUAACGGAAGUAGCGGCCUCUUUUAUUCCCAUCAAGGCCACAGAACUGCUUAAUAAAAUCAGUGGAAAGGGACUGAAACUUGAUUUUAGGUUUACCAGAUCUCAGCAUCUUGUUAGCUCUGCUAUGAAUAGCAUUGAGCUAACGUUUUCUAACGAAAGUAGCACUACCAUAAAAGAUAUCAAAGUUGGAAACAAGAACCUGCCAUCAGGAAUUCAAGUCCACGAUUUUAUGCCAAUACAAAUACUUCAGCCGAACACGACGUCAUCUUCAACACUUGGGGUUAACUUCAACGACUCAACGCAGCCGGUUAAUUUUAACGUAAUUUAUCAAAAGGAAGAUGAAACGGUGUCGUCCUCAGUAACAGUCAAAGCACCCGUAGGUGAAUUAGUACGAUCUGUAAUGGUGACUGAGAGCUUCUUUACCGCGGAACAGGCCAAGUUGAGGGGAAUGAAUGAGCAUGUGGUGAAAAUAGCUUUUCCUGGACACAACAGGAAACUUAUAUCGCAGAAAGUAUUCGAAUCUGCCAAUGUUGCUCUGAUUUCUAGCGAGGGCAACAUAUUAAGGUUCGCGGCGCAGACUUUGGCCUCUAAAUCGUUAGUGUUGAUAACAGUAAAAAUCGGAGAAACUGACGAUUUGGAGGUAUGCGUGAAUUGUGAGAAAAUGGUCAUAGGAUCGAUGCUGCUCAACGACAUUAAGGCUAAUUUUAAAUAAACCCGCCUUCUUAAUCUUAAUAUUAUACAUAAUUGUUAUAAAAACAAUGGACAUCAAAUUUGAAAAAACAAACAAAUUUUCUCACCCCACUCGUGUAUUUCAUUCCAUGUUCGAAUACACUAUAUAUUAGAAGGAUAACAAUUGAUUGGGAAGUAAAAUCGCAUUGAAAGUAUGCAUGUAUAAAUUAUAUACAUGUAACGUAUAUUGUAUAUUAUACUGAUAUCGUCUAUA
Molecule: messenger RNA, 3603 nt
Organism: Diprion similis
Lineage: Eukaryota; Metazoa; Arthropoda; Insecta; Hymenoptera; Diprionidae
Gene: rb
Product: AP-3 complex subunit beta-2
Exons: 10
Coding region: 193-3372 (1059 amino acids)
Biological process (GO): vesicle-mediated transport; intracellular protein transport
Cellular component (GO): membrane coat; AP-3 adaptor complex
Source: RefSeq, a predicted model, not a curated record